This is a messenger RNA of Lichtheimia ornata, 1062 nucleotides long. RefSeq lists its product as uncharacterized. Gene Ontology annotation, cellular component: cytosol. The transcript has 4 exons. Bases 1 to 1062 code for a protein of 353 amino acids. NCBI's taxonomy places the organism in Eukaryota, Fungi, Mucoromycota, Mucoromycetes, Mucorales, Lichtheimiaceae. The record is from RefSeq and is a predicted model, not a curated record. Gene Ontology annotation, biological process: regulation of dephosphorylation; regulation of signal transduction. Gene Ontology annotation, molecular function: protein phosphatase 2A binding.
AUGGAUCUCAACAAUGCUUCUCUUGGCGAGUUGUUUAUCAGUGGCCAGACCAUCUUGAAUGAGCUUGAAGACACAACGCUUGCCAGCAUCGAUCCCGAAUACCAAGCCAAAGUACACGAUGCGCUUUCACGCCUUGAAAGGGCUCACGAUCUCGUCCAUCAGCUCGCCAUUUUCAGUUCCAACGAGUUAAUAGACGACAUGAGUCCUAACGACAUGCGCUUCCUUCUCAUACCUGUGUAUCUGGGCGAUUUGACGUUGAAGGUCACCGAUCGCAACAAGAGUCGACGACACAUACUUGAAGCUGCUAAGAACCAUUUCAAUACCUAUAUGAAUGCGUGUGAGGAGCAUCAGCUGUUAUCAGGAGCCGAUUUGGAAGCGUAUAAACGAUCCGUGGACAACAGCAGUAGCUCUAGCAACCGAUCACUUCCGCCUGCACAACAACGACAACAAAAGAUUGAAAUGUUUAAACGAGAAAAAGCAACCGAACAACGUAUCCGUGAACUUCGUGAACGACUCAAUGUGGAUGAGAAUGAAGAUAAAGAUGAUAUCGAACGUGAUUGGGUCCUUGCCCUUAUCCAGCUGCAUAUCUUGAAAGCUUUACAACAUUUGCACUCGAUUGAUCAAGAGCUUGUUAUGGUCAAAGAAAUGGAAGCCAUCUCAGAGGAUCGGCAACGCAUGUCUUCAACAGCAGGUCGCUCAGAUGAACAAACAGCACGCACCGAUAUGAGGCCAUCCACUUGGGGAAGAGAUAAGCCUUUGCUUUCCAAAGAAGGUCGACCUUUACAACCCUUUGUCAUUACCAACAAACGACAGGCUCUCAAGGAUCAAGUAUUUCGUCCUGGAUGGAGUUUACCAACCAUGUCCAUUGAUGAUUAUCUUGCUCAAGAGGAGGCACGUGGCAACAUUAUUCGUGGCGGUGGCGAACCACCCUCUGAAGAAAAGAAAGAGAUUGAUGACAAUGACUAUGAGGCACAAGAUGCAGAGACCAUGCGUCAACGGAAUUGGGAUGAAUUUGUGGAAGCCAAUCCUAAAGGAUGGGGCAAUCGUGGGAACAAAGGAUAA